This is a messenger RNA of Diuraphis noxia (Russian wheat aphid), 558 nucleotides long. RefSeq names its product orexin receptor type 2-like. Gene Ontology annotation, molecular function: orexin receptor activity. The record is from RefSeq and is a predicted model, not a curated record. Gene Ontology annotation, biological process: G protein-coupled receptor signaling pathway; feeding behavior. Gene Ontology annotation, cellular component: plasma membrane. NCBI's taxonomy places the organism in Eukaryota, Metazoa, Arthropoda, Insecta, Hemiptera, Aphididae.
AUGCAGACCGUCUCCGUAACCGUAUCAGUAAUGACGCUGACGUCGAUUUCCAUCGACCGUUGGUAUGCCAUCUGUCAUCCUUUAAAGUUCAAAUCUACCACCAGCCGUGCCAGAACAGCCAUUAUUAUCAUAUGGAUCGUGGGACUCGCCUCAGACAUUCCAGAGCUUUUGGUGUUGGAAGCAAUCGAAAAGACAAAACGUUUUUCKUCCAUCUAUCUGACUCAGUGCGAAGCUCUAUGGAGCCAAGAGUCUGAGACUAUCUACCAGAUCGCCAAGACCAUCGUGCUUUACAUCCUGCCCCUAUUGCUCAUGUCGGUUGCCUACUAUCAGAUUGUCCGGGUGUUAUGGAAAUCUGACAACAUACCCGGGCAUACAGAAACUGUGCAAAUGUUCAACGCUAAUGCUUAUAAUGGGUUCAACCGGACGGCAACGAUGGGAUGUACGAGCACGAUGGCUCAAAUAAAAGCCAGAAGGAAAGCGGCGAAAAUGUUGGUGGCAGUUGUGGUCAUGUUCGCACUGUGCUUCUUUCCCGUGCACUUGAUGAACUUGUUAAGGUGA